Messenger RNA from Alligator sinensis (Chinese alligator), 3562 nucleotides. RefSeq names its product transmembrane protein 119 (gene TMEM119). The transcript is spliced from 2 exons. Gene Ontology annotation, cellular component: plasma membrane. Gene Ontology annotation, biological process: positive regulation of bone mineralization; positive regulation of osteoblast proliferation; ossification. The coding region runs from base 1217 to 2125 and encodes 302 amino acids. The record is from RefSeq and is a predicted model, not a curated record. Lineage: Eukaryota; Metazoa; Chordata; Crocodylia; Alligatoridae.
AGCGAAGGGUGGGAAACUCUUGGGGCGCGAGGGGGGUGGGAUGGAAGGAGCUGCCUGAGAGACGCAAAGAAAUGGUUGCUUCAAGGAGCGUUGAGGCUGGAAGGGGCCACGUCCAUGGAGCAGGGGCGUUUUUGCCUACAUUUUACCGUGCCGGGGGGUGCGUCGGCAGGUGGUCGAGGUUUCUGGGAGGGUCUCCAGAGGUGUUGGCUGGGCCAGGCCGCUGGUCUCAGCCCUGUAGGGAGCGGAGGGUGCGACGGCCUUGAACUCCUGCAGGCUUGGGGGCGAGUCUCCCCUCCCACAGAUAGCUCCCCCGUUUUGUCCUGCUGCAUAGGCGUAGGGCACCCACGGCGGUGAGGCAGAGGGGAGCUCUGCGCUGGGCUCUGGGGCAGGAGACAACGUGCUCAGCCUCCCUCGGAGACUCUGCAUCCUCCCGCUGCUGCUUUGCCAGGCCACGUGGAGAGCCAGGAGCGUGGAGCCCUGAGUUUUACUUUACUCCAUCUCUGCAGGUAGCAGAGCCUUUGUAACCAGCCCCCAGCCCCCACCGCCACUCCCGGGGGCUCUUAGAGCCGCUCGAUAAGUGGUGCCUUUAAGAGGCAUUUGAUUCCUGUGAUAUUGUUGUGGUUAAUGAAGGGGAACUAAGGGAGAGAUAUAUUUGCUGGAAGGAGUUAAAGGCAAAAAAGUUUCCCCCCAUUGCUUUUGUCUGUGGCUGCCGCUUUGAUGGGCUUUUGCCUUUGACAGAUCUGCAAUAAAGCAAAGCUCCUUGCUGGUCCCUCCACAACAGCUCCCACCCUCCCCUUCUGCAGAUGUCGGAGUGAAAGCCCAGGAACUUCCCAAGCUUGGAGGGAGCUGCUUGCAGGAAGGGGUGGGGGGAGGCACUGGGGGUCUCCCGGCCCCCACUCCCCUCCCUCCGCCAUUCCCACACGAAACCAGCCCUAAUGAAAACAAGUUGGUCAGCAGCAAUCAUAGCCAGUGAGCUCAAGGCUGCAGAGCGGGAGGCGGAGGAGGAGGAGGCUGGGCUCGCGCAGACAGUCCCAAGGAGACAGAAGAAACUGGGCAAGGACCAAGGAGCUCAGGACAGCUAACUUUUAAACUUCCCCCCCUCCUCCUUCUUACGGUCCUGCAAGCCCUGCGCACAGAUCCCGCUGACGGGAGGGUGCUGGGAGACGCACACGUCUGCCUAGCCCCCAGCUGAGUCCCAGGCGCACCCUGUAGGGACAUGGCCAACCCAGUGACCCUCUGCGGGCUUCUGCUCCUACUGGUGCCCCUUUGCACCACGCGGUCAACGCCCUUGCAGACAACGGUGAUGAAUGACAAUGCAGGCAGCGGGGACAAUGAGGAGGUCUUUGCCAUGUCCUCCUCGCCCAGUGUGACUUUGGGCGUGAGCCCCACGGCCAAUGGGAUUGCGGUGACCUCUGUCAACAGCACCUCGCAGUCGAAUGACAUCGUCACAGGGAUCAUGGACUUUGUGAAAGAAUACAUGCUGCUGAUUAUUGUGGUGGGGUCCUUGGUUUUUGUGCUGCUCUUCAUUUUAUGUGCAGCUGCCAUAGUCAGGCAGAAACACAAGGCCUCGGCGUACUACCCCUCUUCUUUUCCAAAGAAGAAGUACGUGGAUCAGAAUGACAAAGCGGGUGGUGCCAAAGCCUUCAGUGAAGUCCCCGAGAAGGCCUCCGAUGCCCACUCUGAGGAGCCAGUGGAUUCUUCCAAGCAGCUGCAGGCUGACAUUUUAGCUGCUGCCCAGAAUCUCAAGUCCCCAGCCAAAGCCUCUCUGGCCAACGGAGACGGGAUGAAAAUGGAGGACAAGCCGCCCAAAGACAAGGAGGAAGGAGCCAAAGUGGAGGACGACAAAGAGGAUGCCGAGUGCAUUUCCAAAGAACCAGAGGCCACUCUGGAGAAAACCGAAAGUGGGAAGGAGACGCCAGUCCCCAGCUGCACAGCAGAAACCAAGGCCAGGGAAGAAGAGCCACCAUCUGCUGAGGAAGGCCAGCCUGCUCAGGAGCCUGCCACGUCCUCACCCGAGGAGCCCAAAGAUGACUGCCCUGGGGCGGCUGCCGAGUCCGUUGCGCAGACCACUGAGCAGGAGCAGCAAGACCCGGCAGCCCCCGACACCUGCGCCUCGGGUGUCUAAUGGAGGAACUUGAGCCCUAGAGCAGCAGACCUUUGUUCCUGAUACGUGCUGCAGGAACAAACGGGCGCUGUUUGAUAGCGUUGAAUCAGAGAUCUCUUACACGGACGACAGCCUGUGUUGUUUUGUAUUAAGCAGGCAAAAUAGAUGAGGCUCUUGGGCCACAGGGUGUUCUGCCCAACUGUAAUAUCAAAACCUAGUAGAUUUAGUACACUGUGUCUUACCUUGACAGGCUCUUCAACUCCUGCAUAAUAACUUAAUAGCGUGCACUUACAGUAAGUCCCUUGGUGGUGGUGAGGGAAGAGGUUUGGCCAAACUCUGGGGUCCGCACUCCUUAUUUCAAAUGCAGAAUGGAAUAGUUCUAAUAGUGGCCUUCAGUGAUAUUUAGCAAGACCUGCCAUUUACAUGUUACAUCCUAGCAUGUGCUUGCAUUGUGGGUUUCCUUGCCCAUCUAUUCAAGAAAACCCAAUGCUAAAAGCUGUGCAAGCAUCUGAGAAUUUGGAACUCUGUGGGGGAAUUUUGCAGCCUUUAUUUAUUAGGCUUAAUUAUAGUUCCCAAAGACGCCUCCACUCCUCCAAAAAUUCCUGCCCAGGCAUAUGCAUUGAAAGUCUGGGGGGCCCUCAUGCAUACACCACGAUCCAGGAGGAUCAAUGGUUGCCACCAUUUCCCAAAGAAUAUCCAGGCCAUUUUCUGGGAUGAUCGGGUCUGUUUGAAGUAAGAUGUGACUUGCCCUCUAGCAAGCAUUAAAGUUGUUGUUAUUAGAUGGAGGACUUUUGGCUGGGAAAGAACUUCUCUGUGCACAGUGGUGCUUGAUGGGUAUCUGCAACACAAUUUUCCAGGCAAACCUGGAAAGCAGGGGAUGUUUUAUUAUAUGCUGGGCAGCUGGACCAUGUAAGGCCACCAAAUGGUGAAGAGUCUUGUUUUAAAACAUAACCUCAGACUUUUUGUCUGUCAUUGUAAAGGCUUGAUCAAUAUUUAUGACCUUCUUUGAUUUUUUUUCCAUACAUUCUGAUUGUCAAAGCACUAUAAGAGGGAACAUGCAACUCUUUGCAGAUAUAUACAAUUGACACUUUUGUUAUAAUCAUUUCCUUUGGCCUCUAUAUUUUGUUGCAGUGUACAGUAAUAAUAAUUAUAGAUUAGAAAGAGCAUUCUGUAUUAUAGCCACUGUUUACCUGUUCCAUGAAGAUGACUCGCAGAAAUAUAUUUUACUCAGGGUCUCUGUUGAUAAAGUAAAGCUAAAGAAACCCCCCUUGCCAGGAGGUACUAGCUAAAGAAGGGAGGAAGGAAAGGAAUUAAAUGGAGAGGGAAAAAAAGAGUUAUCCUUCGAAUUUUUAUGCCAAAAUUCCAAUGAUGUCUUAAGACAAACAACCCACCCCCUAAAAUUGCAGUGUUGUUUUCUUCUUAUCCCUCAGUUAUAAAUAAAGAUUUUUUUUCUAUGCA